Trichechus manatus latirostris (Florida manatee) is the source of this 2580-nucleotide messenger RNA. RefSeq names its product zinc finger protein 420-like. Gene Ontology annotation, molecular function: DNA-binding transcription factor activity, RNA polymerase II-specific; RNA polymerase II cis-regulatory region sequence-specific DNA binding. The record is from RefSeq and is a predicted model, not a curated record. Lineage: Eukaryota; Metazoa; Chordata; Mammalia; Sirenia; Trichechidae. Gene Ontology annotation, cellular component: nucleus. Gene Ontology annotation, biological process: regulation of transcription by RNA polymerase II.
CAGGUGUGGUGUAGGGAGAAGUAGUCCAGUCCAGGCACCUUUGGAUCAUCUUACACAUUCUUGCAGUCACAAGGAUUUCAACUGCUCUGACAGGCUGUGUGAACCAAACAUUUACGUCAAAACUGAUGACUGGGGGCCCUGCUUCUAUUCUCAUCUUUUUUACUGAAGUGGUUUCUUGGGUUUAGAGAGGACAUUCACUUAGAAUUUCAGAAGCUGGAGCAAGGAAAUGGACUCAGUGGUAUUCGAAGAUGUGGCCAUGGACUUUACUCAGGAAGAGUGGGCUUUGUUGGAUUUUUCUCAGAGGAAACUCUACAAAGAUGUAAUGGUGGAAACCUUCAGGAACCUGGAUUCAGUUUCUCAUCAGGAUAAUAAUGGACAAAAGUUAUCCAUUGAACACAUAAUAGUGCGAUUCAUGGAGAAUGAUUCCUGCUCGCCUGUGGUAGGAGAAAUCUGUGAAUUCCUUGACUAUGAAAAUCAGCACAAAAACCAGGAAAGGCGUUUCAGAAAAUAUAUGUUAGAGAGCCUCGGAGCAAGUAAACAAGAUAAAGUAACGAAAUAUAAAGAAGGUAAUCAGUGUGGAAAAACUUUCAGCCAGAUUGAAAAUCUUACUAGGCUCAAAAGAACUGCUGGAGUAAAUGCUUCUGAAUGUUCUGAGUGUGGAAAAGCCUUCAAGGAUCAUACAUUUAAGCAUCACAUCAGCUCUCACACUGGAUACAAAGCUUAUUAUUGUAAGGGAUGUGAAGAAGCCUGCAGUUGGCCUUCUUUCAUAAAACCUUAUUUGAGAACACUUACUGGAGAGAAACUUUGUAAGGAUUGUGGGGAGCCCUGUUGUUCCUCAUCGCUAACUAAACAUAUAAGAACUCACAGUAGAGAGAGGCCUUAUGAAUGCAAGGAAUGUAGUAAAGCUUUUAGUCAAUCCUCAGACCUCAUUACCCAUAUGAGAACUCACAGUGGAGAGAGGCCUUAUGUAUGUAAGGAAUGUGGCAAAGCCUUUAGUUUUUCUUCAAGCCUCACUAUCCAUAUAAGAACACACAGUAGAGAGAGGCCUUACGAAUGUAAGGAAUGUGGGAAAGCCUUUAGACAUUCUUCAAACCUCACUAUACACAUGAGAACUCACAGUGGAGAGAGGCCUUAUGAAUGUAAGGCAUGUGGGAAAGCCUUUAGUCGUUCCUCAUUCCUCUGUAACCAUAUAAAGAUUCACAGUGGACAGAGGCCUUAUGAAUGUAAGGAAUGUGGGAAAGCAUUUAAGCAGGCCUCAUCCCUAAUUCAACAUAGAAGAACACACAGUGGAGAGAGGCCUUACGAAUGUAAAGAAUGUGGGAAAGCCUUUAGUCGGUCCUCACACCUCACUCAACAUGAAAGAACACACAGUGGAGAGAGGCCUUAUGAAUGUAAGGAAUGUGGGAAAGUCUUUGGUUGCCUCCCAUACCUCACUAGACAUAUGAGAACUCACAGUGGAGAGAGGCCUUAUGUAUGUAAUGAAUGUGGGAAAUCAUAUAGUCGGUCCUCAACUCUCUCUUAUCAUAUAAGAACUCACACUGGAGAGAGGCCUUUUGCAUGUAAGGAAUGUGGGAAAGCCUUUACUUGUUUCUCACGCCUGACUGCACAUGUACGAACUCACAGUGGAGAGAGGCCCUAUGAAUGUAUUCAGUGUGGGAAAGCCUUUAGUUGUUUCUCACAGCUCACUAGGCAUAUGAGAACUCACAAUGGAGAGAGGCCUUAUGAAUGUAAGGAAUGUGGGAAAGCCUUUAGUCAGUCCUCAACCCUCUCUGGCCAUAUAAGAACUCACAGUGGAGAGAGGCCUUAUGAAUGUAAGGAAUGUGGAAAAGCUUUUAAUCAUUCCUCAUAUCUCACUAUACAUAAAAGAGCUCACACUGGAGAUAGACCUUAUGUAUGUAAGCAAUGUGAGAAAGCCUUUAGUCGUUCCUCACAGCUCACUAGGCAUAUGAGAAGUCACAGUGGAGAGAGGCCUUAUGAAUGUUAGGAAUAUGGGAAAGCCUUUACCUCAACCCUCUCUGGCCAUGUAAGAACUCACAGUGGAGACAAGCUUUAUGAAUGUAAGGAAUGUGGAAAAGCCUUCCACUCCUCACAUCUUACUGUACAUAAAAGAGCUCACACUGGAGAGAGACCUUAUGUAUGUAAGGAAUGUGGGAGAACCUUUAGGCAGUCGUCACACCUCACAACACAUACAAGAAUUCACAGUGGAGUGAGGCCUUUUGAUUAAGAGAAUGUGCAAAAAGCCUUUGCUAUUCCUUCUUAUCUCGAGGAACACAAAAGUCAUGGUGGAGAGAUAUGAAUGUAAAGAUUGUGAAGAAGUCUUAUUUUUCAUGCCUUUCUAAACAUAUAAGAACUCACACUGGAGAGAGACUUCAUGUACGUAAGGAAUGAGAGAAACUCUUCAGUUCUCUUUCAGCCUUUUGGAGACAUGUGGAAGGCUUACCAGAAAGAAAAUACAUGUGUAAGUAGUGUUGGAAAGCUUCAGUCAUCCCUUAUCUUUUUUAAAAACAAAAAAUACAUGGGAUAGAAACCAAGUAAUGUAAAAAAAGCUUUAUGGGAAAGGUUUUGUUAUGCCCCUCAUAC